AUGGCUCCUCUCAAGGACGCCCACAUGGCUUGCAGUGUUCCCGCAAUUAAAAUGAUGGAACGUUCUCUCAAGGAAUCGCGAAACCAGUGCCUCAAGCUGCUCGACGGCCACAACAAGUUCGGCAAAGAGCAGCUCUGGACCAAGAAAGACGGCGCGGGUCAAGACCCCGAGACCGAGGAAGACAAAAUCCAAAUGAAGCUGGCGACGUUGGUGGAGUUCCAUAAAGACGAGCCAGCGUUCCCGCCAACCAACACGCGCCUCAGCGACGAGCUCGUCUACCUCGCCACCAAGUUCAUCAACGCCAAGGCGCGCGGCGAGCACUACCCCUACGACUUCACGGCCAACGGCGAAAUCCGCACGUCGCGGGUCCCGUCCGGCCCAGCUCCCAUCCUGUGGGCGCAUGGGCUGCCCUUCUUCCCUAUCUACAAGGGCUACUAUAUCCUCUGUGGCCGUGAGCACGCCCCGUGGAUCGGCUGGCGCCUGCAAGAGCGCAAAUCGGCCUCGGCCAAGGACCACCCAAUGUGGUCUGUUGGCGCGGUCGUCGCUCCUGCGUCGGCGGUGGCUGCCAAGCACACCGUGGAUCGCCAGCUGUUCUCUCACAAGGCCGAGGGCAAAGACAUCGACAAGAUCUACAAGGGCAAGGAUGGCUCCCGUGAUGUGAUCGCUUCCUCGCACCAUUGGUGCACUGUCCUCCCCAAGAGCGCUGAAGGCGUUGCUUCCAUUUGUCCGCUGUGGUCGAUAUGUGGCUACAACGUGCACUGUGGACCGCAGUCUGAGGACGACAAGACUGUCACGAUUAUGCCGCAGGAAUACUUCGCCAAGCACGGCAUCGAAGUUAAUUAUGCUGUGCUGGCCAAGCCCUACGCCAACAACAAGAAGCCCCGCGCUAUUGGGGCUCGAAGCGAUGUUGAUGGAGACUCGAAAGGCUACAUGGAAUCGAAUAUGGAGUUCGAGGACCUAGGCGACGAGGGCACGGACGAUGAAACGCCCAUCUCCAUGGAUUUUGUCGAAGAGGAAAAAGACCUGGGACUGCUCGGGCUCUCCGAAAAGGAGGAGAAGGAGAAGGAGAAGGAGGUUGCGGAGGAUGGCGAGAAGGACAACGAAGAGAAUUAG
Messenger RNA from Penicillium alfredii, 1113 nucleotides. RefSeq lists its product as uncharacterized. The transcript has a single exon. The coding region runs from base 1 to 1113 and encodes 370 amino acids. The record is from RefSeq and is a predicted model, not a curated record. Lineage: Eukaryota; Fungi; Ascomycota; Eurotiomycetes; Eurotiales; Aspergillaceae.